Molecule: messenger RNA, 714 nt
Organism: Myzus persicae (green peach aphid)
Lineage: Eukaryota; Metazoa; Arthropoda; Insecta; Hemiptera; Aphididae
Exons: 3
Coding region: 256-714 (152 amino acids)
Source: RefSeq, a predicted model, not a curated record
UGUCUCGAAUUGGUACAAAUAAAAAAUAUGAUUUUGGGAUGACUGAUUCAGGUAAACAUAUUGUUAUGCGUUUAAUUUAGUUAGUCUUCACAUAUACUCAUUAGGAUUUAGGUUAAACUUUAUUAGCUAUUUAUAGAUUUAUAAAUAGUUAAAUUUUUUUUUACAGCCUUCAAAAAUUUUGUUGUUAAUUCAUUAACUAAAUUAAAAAAUGAAAUAGCUGCAAUACACUCAACCAUCAAUUCAACACAUCUAGCAAUGGAUACAUUUUUAAAUGAUUCUGGUCAAAAAACAGCUAAUCAACUGGCAUCUCAUUUUGCAGAUAGUUAUAGUUUGGAUGAUGUAUUUCCAAUAACUAAUGAAAAAGAAUUGGAAAUGUUGAAUAAUAAGAUAUGUCAUGAUAAACAGUUUAAAUUAGCAACGGUGUCAAAGUUAUCUUUAUUAGUAGGAAAUAAAGAUAUUGGGGAUAGUGUACGUCGUCUUGUUAGUCGCAUGUUUACUGAUGAUAUUCUCACAUUUUAUUCUUUGCAAGGAAAGAAACAGAAAAAGAAUUUUUCAAAAUUACCUGCUUAUCAACUUAUAAUCGAUGCAUUAAGAAUUCACUCGAAGUUCAAGGAUAAAAUUGACAAAGAAUUUAAUGACCCUUUGGCGAAUUGGAUAAAUCAUUCAAAAUUUAGAAUUAUAAACAAAAUGAAAGCAGCAGAAAAAACUACUUAA